UGAUCAAGAACCCACGUCACGUCACGUCACGUGACGUAAGUAAGCGCGGGCAUUUCGGAAGAGGCAAGCGAAAGACUGACCGUCCUGACGGAUGACAACAAACCAACCUGAACUUUUUAAAGGAUAAAGGAAAAUCUUGGAAGUGUGAGCCGACUUCACAAAAGCAGCCAUGCUGGAUGGGGCUCAGUUUGUUGGGGCGUUGUCGCAGUUGGGUUACCCACGGGCAUCCUCGUUGAAAGGUUCUGAGUUUGACUGGUUAUUUGACACAGCACCAGAUAACUUGCACCUUUUACGGGUCGUCUGCAACAGACUAAACCGCAGCAAUGUUCUAGCACUGGAGGAAGUGAAGGCAUACAAGGCCCUCCGAGAUUCUGGGAAGUCCAUUUUGGAUGAGGUGACACUGGGUGAACUUCUCAAGACCUGUUCACCCCUGGAUGGAGCCGUAUGGUCACAGGGCUCUUCUGCGCUGAGUCUAGAGGAAGAUGUGUCGAUUGAGGAUCUUGAGAGAGAACUUCAAGCUCUCCACAAGGAGAAGCAACUGAAACAACGCAGACUCAACAAGCUGCAGAUGCUGGCCACAAGCUGGGGGGCAAACUCCUCCACAUCCCAAGCACUGCUGCAAGAAGGAGGGAAUAUGGUAAAGGAUGCCAACUCCGAUCUAGCGGGCGAAAACGCAUGCACCAACUCCGCAGUAGAGAACCUGUCAAAGGAGGCCACCAAACUAGCUGGCUUUUUCCACAGCGACAGUCAUUCCCUCAAGAGUAGAGAUGGAGCGGGUCCACUUUCAUUUGCUCAACCAGGGAUCCCAGUGCUCCUCUCGCAGUUGUCUCUAGAGCCCUUCCUCCAACAGCAACAGCAAUUCACCAAAGUGUUGACUGCCUACACCCAGUGUCAGUUCUUUCAGGGCAUCUCAGAUUUGAUGGAGAUUUCCACAUCCAAACGGUGCCAGCUGACCAAUCUGAGCUGCUGCAGUGAGAGUGAGGAAGAGGAAGAUGAGGGAAUAGUAGAGCACAGAAAGAAGGAGAUGGCACGCCUGCAGUGGGCGUACAUAGUGGCACAGUACCAGCUGCUGAAAGAAAGGGCAUUGGAGAAUGGAGACAAGGCAGUUAAAGAGUGGCUCACCCAGCAACUAAACAGCAGCACAGAGUCUCUGUGCUACUCCCGGGCGAGCUGGCUUGAGCCUGACCUGCGAUCCAAGCUCCUCACCAUUCAGUCUGAAAUUCAGUCUCUAAUGUUAGAUCCAGUCCACUCUGCAUUACGAGAGAGUGCCUGUCUCCUAAAUAUUCCUGUAGUACGUGGUGACCUAGCUCUUCAGAUUGCCAGGCAAAACUACUACACCUCCAGACAGACUGAAGUUUGUGACCAGCUUCUCCGUCAGAAGGUCUCCUUUGAACUUGUGCGCCUGGCCCAGGAUUCGGAGCUCCUUAGGGGAAAGAGACUGAUGGAGCAGCUUGGGGACAUAGUGCAGAGGCUGAAGGGGGCCGUAGAAGCUGCUGAUCAGAGAGAAAAUAUGCUGACUCAGUCUCACUUGACUCAAGUCCCUUACCUUGGACCUAAUGCCAAACAACAGGUCAUCAGCUCCAAGGACACAGCCUUUAGCAGGUUGCUGCAAAUUCUUGAAUUGGGUAAGGCUUCUACAGAGCGAGAGGAUCCAUUCCAAACAUAUGGUAGGCUGGAAGUAGCAGCCUCUAACCUACAGGGGGAGCUGAUCACUGUACAAGAGGCCUUAGAAGGGGCCAGACGAGAGCAGGCCUACACUGGUGCUCGGUUAGAGCGUGAUCGAGAUGCAAUCGACCAAGUGGCAUACUCCGACAUUGUGCAGCCUCUUCUGAGGCCGCAGGUAUGUGCUACAGCCACAUCUGCACUGGAGCUCUGCCCUCAUGCACAGGAACUAACAAUAGUUAUUAAUGAGUUGGAGGUCAAGCAGAAGACUCUGUACAAGCUUCUUGAGGACAUAGUUGGUGACUUGAAGGCCAAACGAGCCAGGCUUGAACGCAGUGCCACUUUAAGAAGAGAAAGAGAACUGUAUGUCUACUUCCACCUAGACCCCAGCAAGCUCAUCAAAGCAGUAAGGGAUAUGGAGACUCGAGUAGGGGUUGUAGGAUAAGAACUUAGGAUCUACUUUGCUGUAUACACCUUGUCUACAUCAGCACAAAUGUACAGAAGUCCAUACUGCAAAGAAAUGGUUGACUAAAAUUUCUAUUAUUAUAAUAUUGUUAUACUCGUGUGUUCUUUUUCUGCAAAAAUUUAGUUCUUUAUGAGAAACUUAACAAUUGUGUUAAUUAUCUUCAGAUUUACUAAU
This is a messenger RNA of Xyrauchen texanus (razorback sucker), 2302 nucleotides long. RefSeq names its product HAUS augmin-like complex, subunit 3 (gene haus3). The record is from RefSeq and is a predicted model, not a curated record. The coding region runs from base 170 to 2107 and encodes 645 amino acids. Gene Ontology annotation, cellular component: HAUS complex; centrosome; mitotic spindle. The transcript is spliced from 5 exons. Gene Ontology annotation, biological process: centrosome cycle; spindle assembly. NCBI's taxonomy places the organism in Eukaryota, Metazoa, Chordata, Actinopteri, Cypriniformes, Catostomidae.